Molecule: messenger RNA, 2013 nt
Organism: Neodiprion fabricii
Lineage: Eukaryota; Metazoa; Arthropoda; Insecta; Hymenoptera; Diprionidae
Gene: PGAP5
Product: metallophosphoesterase 1
Exons: 12
Coding region: 557-1792 (411 amino acids)
Biological process (GO): GPI anchor biosynthetic process
Molecular function (GO): hydrolase activity
Source: RefSeq, a predicted model, not a curated record
AUCUAUGCAACAGCCGUUGAGAAAACGUUGACGUGAGUGCGUCUUGGGGUCAUUAAAACCCCUUGUGUGACCACCAAAGAACUGUUUCGUGAAAAUAGUUUUUAUUUUUUGUUUUUUCAACACCGGAGCAGCUAAAAGAAACGCGAGUGAUUUUUUUCACCACUUCAUGAUUAAAUUUUGCAUGUAACAACGAUUGAUUCCUAAUCUACAAUGUCCAAAGUAUAUCCCUGAAAUUCUAUGAGUCGAUUGAGACGAUGCUGUUCAUGCGACAGCUAUUUAAAAACGAUUGUGGUCAUACCGACCCUUUUUGACCACGAUGUUACAUGGAGGAAUUGUUACUGCGGAUGGCUAGGCACUAUUGCAUAUGUAAUCAUAUUAUCCAGAUAAUAUCAACGAAAUGCUUGGGGCACUCAACUACGAUAGGUAAAAGCGAACAAAAAACCUUGUGAGAUUCCGCGCCAUGAGUGACCCAGAUUUUUUCGAAUCUUAUCGUGCCUCUGUUGUGUUUCGGUGACGAAGCAUCCCCCCAUAAUAUAAUCAGCCACAUUGACCGUGCAUGGACGGCUGCGAUAUCUCGUUGCGAUAUUUAAGGUUAGGUUAUCUGAAACUGGAGACCAUCAAUGAACUACAAUCGUUGUAUACUCAGGGCAUUCUUCGGCCUGGUUACCUUGUUUUUCUACUGCGAGUACGCCGUUCACUAUCUCGUAAUUUUUCAAUGUGGGUGGCCAGAUCUGGACGCCCAAAAAGCAGAUCCAGCUAUUCUGCUGAACAAUGCAGAAGAGCGGCCUGUGAAAGUGAUGUUUUUAUCCGAUACUCACUUGUUGGGAUCCAGAAACGGUCACUGGUUCGACAAGUUAAAAAGGGAUUCCUUUUGAGUCGCAUCCUGAUGUUUGUUAGGGAAUGGCAAAUGUACAGAGCAUUUCAGACAGCGAUGACUAUUCACAAGCCGGAAUUGGUUUUCAUACUAGGGGACAUAUUUGACGAGGGACUUUGGUGCAGCAGUGCCGAAUUUGAUCGUUACGUCGCUAGAUUCAAUUCCCUAUUCUACAUUCCGCAAAAUACACAGCUAUAUGUCGUUGCUGGGAACCACGACAUGGGCUUUCAUUACAAAAUCAUCCCUUACUUAAAUCAAAGGUUCGUUAACGCGAUGAACGCGCCGAGUGUUAAGCGAGUUAGUGUGAGGGGAAAUCAUUUCGUUCUAAUGAACAGUAUGGCGUUGGAAGGAGACGGAUGCUUCCUUUGCAAGCCUACAGAAAUGGCGCUAAACAGAAUUGCCAAGCAAUUAAAAUGCACAAAAGGUAUCGGAAGCAGCUGCAAAAGUAAAGACAUUCUGAAGCAGUACAGCAAGCCGAUACUUUUGCAGCACUAUCCUAUGUACCGUGAAUCUGAUGAAAUUUGCCACGAGGUUGACGAAGCUCCAGCCAAUAUAAAGAGCGAAAAAUUUCGGGAACGUUGGGAAUGCCUGUCGAAAGAAGCGUCUGAACAACUUUUAGACAUAAUGGAACCGAGACUUAUAGUCAAUGGUCACACGCAUCAUGGCUGCAGGCGAAUUCACCGAGAAAAUAUCCUCGAAUUCACCGUUCCGUCUUUCAGUUGGCGCAACAAAAACAAUCCGUCGUUUUUACUCGGUGUAUUCACGCCGAACAAUUACUCGGUAUCAAAGUGUUACAUGCCUGUCGAAACGACGGUCACAGGAAUAUAUAUAAUCGGUUCUAUUCUAGUAUUCCUUUACCUCUUGCUCAAAGCUAGAAGAGGAUUUAAUUACCGUCGUCUGGUGAAACUUCAUCCGUAAAACGAAUUCAUGUAACUGCACGUACGAAAUCACAAACACACACAUAUCAUAUGCUAGACUGACUUACCCGCCGUUCACAUUCUUACCCCAGUUAUGGUAUGUUUUGUUUUCUUUUUCGUAUUAAAAAAUCGAUCAUAUCAAAUGGAUUUGAAUGAAAUGUAUGAUAUAUAUGAAGACGAUACUAAUAAACAGCAACAGAGAUGUACAUAUUGCAAGCUCAA